ACAGACAUGAAUUAUUUAUGAAGAAAAGAUCGUAGAACAAAAGUUUUUUGAUAAAUUUUCUCGUAAUUUUGGAUUCAUUGUAAAAAUGUAGCUUUAUUUUCGCUGAUUAUCUUUAAUCAAAUUAAUCUGUGUCUAAGAUAAUGAUAAGAAUAACAUUAACAAAACUAAAGAGUGUGUGCUCGCCACAUAUUUUGUGGAACGAACCAUGGAUUAAUCCUAGUAAAGUCGAAAAAUUGUCUGCGAGCGUGCUAAGCAAACGGGAGAGUACAGUAUCUGGUAAUGAUGAAGGGGAAUGUGAGAAAUGCAAGCGUAUCAUUGAACUCAUAUUUGCACCGAAUAAAUCAGAUAUAGACAAAGCUACAAUAGAAGCCAAUGCGUUAAAUCAUGGACUAAAACAAGAACAACUAACUGAAAUAAUCACGCACGAUGAAAACGUGAAUGACGAGACUGCUUGUGAAAAAUGCAACAGAAUAAUAAAUGAAGUAUUUGCUGAAAGAAAAUUUGAAAGUAACAGUAAAAAAGAUAUCACGGAACAUGCGACUUAUAAGCCCAUUGAUAAUAUCAAACUACAAUCAACCACGGCUAAAGAAACUGAGGAAAAACUUGCACAAAAAAUUGAAGUCAUCGAUGAGAUGCCAUUAGUUGAAGCUGCUAGGCCUGCAAUUGAAGGAUUCAGUGCACCUCCAAAAGUUCUAGGUAACAUAGUAGAGGCGAUUACAGUAAAUUAUUCUGCUAACGACUUAAAUUCUAAUGAUACAAAACACACUAUUACAAGCCUUAUUUCUCAAGAUACUCUCGAUGAAUUAGCAAAACGUUGUCUCGAUACACCAAACAGUCAAAUUGACGAUCGAAUUUUAAGAGAAAUGGGAAACCUUGGUAUUCCUCAGACCACGAACAGAGAAUCAAAUAUACAUACAGUAGACCAAGAAGUAAUGCAAAUGGAUAUCUUGGAGAAACCUGUUCAAAACUCUGAGAUUGAAUUAGAAAUUCGAGUACUAGAGAAAAAUCCCGUACACGCAACUAAAACGUACAGUAUUUUUGAAUCGAAUUUCGACUCUGAAAAAAAGACAACUGGACGACACGUGAAUAUCCUUUAUCCUACUCAACGAGAUAAUGUAGAAGAAGAUUGCAGUCAUUUAGAAGCCGAAGGAUCUAAGGAUUGCAAUGAACUGGAGGAAAUAGAUACUACAUCUACACGACCAAAUAUUAAAACACUCUCUAAUGAUAAGAAUUCAGAGAAAGAGGGAAUCUCAUUUAAUGACCAUAAUUUUUCAUCAAUAAGUAAUAAAAUAUUUAAUUGUUAUGUACCGCCUGCAGAAAAAACAAUUACACUACUACAUUCAAUGGAAAAUAAUCAAACAAAUUCUAUGGUUAAUUAUACCUCGCCAGAUGAUUAUUCAGAGUUAAUAAAAAAUUUAAAAGCACAUGAAAAAUUAAAAGCUAAACGGGAAUCAAUCCAAAAGCUAGAACGCGAAGGUAUAACUCCGCAGAACAAUCCUCCAACAUCAUCUGAAAGUGAUCCAACUCAAAUAGAUCCAAGAUAUUCUUGUCAACAUGAAGAUUUGCAUUUUUUAAAACGUACUACUGAAGAAUGUGCCGAUAUCCCUUUAAAACAAGAAAGAAUAAAACCUCAUCAUUUAAAAGAGGAACCUUUAUUUAUUGACAAAGAAUUUUCUUCGCAUACUGAACCUGCUAUUAUGAUAAAAGAAUGCACUGAAACUAUUUCAUCUAAAGAAGAUGGAGGCGAUAUUAUUAAUGAAGAAAAACUAUUACCUCAUCAUUUGUUGAGUGAAUUAUCAAUUCUUCCCAGAGACAUUAAGCUUGUUCCACAAACUGAAGUAAAUGAUUCAUGUGAAUCUGAAGAUUAUACUAUGAAACUGGAGAGAACUCAACCACAUUACUUAAGAGACAAUCCUAUAGUUACUUCCAAGGAAUUUAGUCCAUUUACCGCACCAUCUAUAUUAAUAAAAGAAGAUAUUCAUCUGCAAGUAACGGAAACAUCUCCAUAUAAGUUGCAUCUCGAAUAUAACACUGGAAAAAAUUAUCAAAAAUAUUUUGUAAAUAAUAAAGACAUCAUUUCUGACAAGAAUGCCCCUGAGAAAGUGGCUCCGCCUACGAAAGAGUCAAAAGAACGAGAUUAUUUUGACACGACACCUAUGCCAGAAGAUAAUGGCAUACUUGUUGAUUCAUAUAACAAGAGAUCAAUGGCAUUUGCUAAAGGGAAUCAUGUCUGCGAUACGCUUGCACCUGGAAAAAUUGAAAAUGAAAUUAAACAACCAGUAACACCAAGUUGCAAGCAUUCAGAUGACGCUAUGAUAAAUAUAAUGUCUUCUAGUGAGAUGCGUCAUAUAACAGAGAACGAAUAUUCUGAACCAGUGAUAUGCGCAGAGACUAGACGUCUUAGUGGAUUUGAAUCGAAUAUAAAUGAACCAUUAGAACGUAAUCAGACUCAUGAGCAGUUAUUAUGUACUACAGUUCAGCCUGAAUCGUUAGUCAAAUCAGGUUCAGACAAAGAAAACAUGAAAUCCAAUAAAAGCGAAGUACAAGAAAUUGGAGCAAAACCUGAAUUAAAAUUGGACACAGAUCAAAUAUCAAUGAAGGAAUUGUUGAAACGAGUGAGAGAGCGUAAUCGGCUUGAGUUCUGUCGGGAUUUCGUUCUUAAAACUGAAGCUACACAAGUGGAACCCUUUUACGGGAAAUGUAGGCAGCCAAAAAAGCCCUGCCCACCUCCAGCGCCAGUAUGCCCACCAAAAGAUCCUUGCCCGCCUCCUCUGUGCCCUCCACCAGAACCACCUUGUCCAAAACCUUGUAAGCCAGUAUGCCCCGAUCCUUGUGCGCCAGCUAAGCCCAGUUGCCCGCCACCCAAAAAGAGUCCGUGUGGGAGAUUCAAAAAGCAAAAAUUUAAGCAAAUCAGUGACACUUUAACCGUUCUUUUCUCUUUGGGCCCUAAACUGAGCAUACCCCAUUACAAAAACACUACAAUUAGCAACAAAUCUUCAGAAUCUUCAAAAUCUUUGGUAACAAAAGAUAUAAUUACGAAAUUGAACUCUUUAGGCAUUUUUUUGCAAGCGGAUUAUCUCCAAGGUCAGUUUGAUGCAUUUGAAAAUGAAUCAAUGAAGUCACCUGAUAUAACUUCGAAAUAUGUCAUUUACGUGAGAGGUUACGAGCCCUGGGUGCCUAUACCUUCGUGGCUGAUACCAGAAAAAGAGAAGAAACAGAAGUUUGUCUGCCCUAAAGAAGGUUGCAAGCAGAUCCCACCACCUCGAUUGAGUCAACCCUGCAAAGAGAACCCUUGCGCAAACCUCCCUAAACGCUCAUUUUCCAUAAUCGACGUAAUAUCUAGAGAAAUAGGCAAAAAAUAUAUAUUCGAUGUUAAAAACUUAUAACAAUGUUUGUGGCUGGUAAACAACGAAAAUAAACUAAACUGUUUUUUAAUGUUUUCCAUAUAAGAUCCCGUGUCACAGUGUUCGUUCAAGCUAAUCUCCAAAACUACCAACUGAUUUUAAUGAAAUUUUGAUAAAUACAAUA
Messenger RNA from Galleria mellonella (greater wax moth), 3528 nucleotides. RefSeq lists its product as uncharacterized. The transcript has 2 exons. Bases 141 to 3386 code for a protein of 1081 amino acids. The record is from RefSeq and is a predicted model, not a curated record. NCBI's taxonomy places the organism in Eukaryota, Metazoa, Arthropoda, Insecta, Lepidoptera, Pyralidae.